AUGGCGCGAAACUCGGAAAAGGCCCAGUCGAUGCUCUUCCGCUUCCGCGAGGCCCAGGCCGCGGAUCUGGGCAUCAUCGACGCCGGCCGCUCCCGCCGGCCCCGCGGCAUCACGGAGCAGGACUCGGUGCCCAACUGCGAGCGGUGGCGGGGCCAGGUCCUGAAGGAGAUCUCGCGCAAGGUGUCCAAGAUCCAGGACCCGGCCCUCAGCGACUACCAGGUCCGCGACCUCAACGACGAGAUCAACAAGCUCAUGCGCGAGAAGCACAUGUGGGAGGUCCAGAUCCGCAACCUCGGCGGGCCCAACUUCAUGCGCGGCGGCGCGCGGAUGUACGACGAGAGCGGGCGCGAGAUCCCCGGCGGCGGCGGCGGGAAGGGAUACAAAUACUUCGGCCGUGCCCGCGAACUACCAGGCGUCAAGGAGCUCUUCGAGGCGGCGGCAAAGUCGCGGUCGGAAGAGAAGCCGCUCGAGGCGCGCGACGACCUGCGCAAGCAGGUCAACGCCGCCUACUACGGCUACAGCCCCGACGAGGAGGACGACGCGCUGCUGGCCUACGAGCUCGCCAAGGAGAAGGAGGCGGCGGACAACCUCGGCUCGAGCGCCGCCGGCAGGGAACCGCCGCCCGGCUGGGAGCCGCUGCCCGGCGACGUGGGCGACGGCGGGGCGUGGGAGCUGCCGACGGUGGAGGAGGUGCAGCAGGAGCUGAUCGAGAGGAGGAAACGGAGGUUGCUGGACCAGUUCUAA
Messenger RNA from Thyridium curvatum, 744 nucleotides. RefSeq lists its product as uncharacterized. Gene Ontology annotation, biological process: generation of catalytic spliceosome for second transesterification step; mRNA 3'-splice site recognition. Gene Ontology annotation, cellular component: Prp19 complex; post-mRNA release spliceosomal complex; catalytic step 2 spliceosome. The record is from RefSeq and is a predicted model, not a curated record. The transcript has 3 exons. The coding region runs from base 1 to 744 and encodes 247 amino acids. Lineage: Eukaryota; Fungi; Ascomycota; Sordariomycetes; Thyridiales; Thyridiaceae.